AUCAAGUUCGUGAUGUUAAAGCGCGGGAAUUCAUUAGUUUCUUCAGUCUCGUUAAACUAUUCACUAAUUCAGUUAGCGCAACAUUUUUAAUCCCUCUUCAAUAAAUAUAUAUAUUUUUUUAAUACGAGUUCAAUAAAAUAUUAUUUGAACAUAUUCUUUUUAACAUAUUUUUUUAUUGUCUCUUAACGAUUUGAUACAACCAGUUUUUGUUUCAUUUCUCGCGAGAUCUCCGUACCGUGAUAAGCUGUGUACACGCGAGAGAGAAAACGCACAGGUGGAACGAAAGUUAUCCAUAGUGUAUACAAUAUAUAUUAACAAAAGUUUUUGCAAUAUAUUUUUCUUUAUUUAUUUAUUUUUUUUAAUUUUAUUAAUUUUUUUUAUUAAUACUUUUUUUUGGCUUUAAGAAUAAUUUUUUUUUUUUAAAUUUAUUUUCUGCAUAUAUAACAAUUUGUCUUUGUGCGAAACAAGAAAGUAUGGAAGUGUUUAGCAACAAGUGCCAGUCGUCAAUGCACGAUUAUCCUUUCGAUAAAGUCAUGAAUGAAACACCCAUCACUAAAGGAUUAACUUUAAAGGAAGUUAUUCAUCAUUUACAUGAUGUUUUUAAAACUGAUAAUGUUAAUAUUGAUAGGGUUAAAGAAAUUAUGUUGGCAUACAGAAGCAAUCCUCAAGAGUGGAAGAAAUACGCCAAAUUUGACAGAUACAGAUAUACCAGAAAUUUAGUUGACGAGGGAAAUGGAAGGUUUAAUCUUAUGGUGCUUUGUUGGGGAGAAGGACAUGGAUCAGCAAUUCAUGAUCAUGCCAACUCUCAUUGUGUCAUGAAAAUUCUUCAAGGAAAAUUAUGUGAGACCAACUACGCAUUUCCUUCUGAAGUAAACGAACAAGAAACCAGUUCUGAAACAUCACAGAAACUUCGUGAAACAGGAAAAAAUACAUUUGAACUUAAUGAAAUUACAUACAUUAACGAUAAUAUUGGACUUCAUCGUGUGGAAAAUCCGAGCACUGUUGAUACAGCAAUUUCCUUACAUUUAUAUUCACCACCUAUUUCCACGUGCAAUAUUUUUAAUAAAGAAACUGGUCAGAGGUCACCUUGUAAGUCAACAUUUUGGUCCAAGUACGGAGAGCACCGUAAUCGGGAAAUUCAAGAAACGAGAGCUCCCGAAGACAAUUAAUUUGCAAAAUAAAAAAAAAUCCAACUCUUACGUUACCAAUUGAUUGAUUAAUACGUUUAAAUUUAAAAAGUAAAUAUAUAAUUCAACUUAAGAUAAUAUAUAUUGGCAAUAAAAUCUGAAGUUUCAUCGUAAAAGAAAACCACCUUAUUUUUUUUGACGAUUUUUACAGAAAUUAUUUGUGAAUCAAGAUGUAAAAUAAUGAUUUUAAUUACCUCACUACUGAAGUAAUUCAACAUUAAUAAUAAUUAUAAUUUGAUGGAAUUUAAUACUUAAUUACUUUUAAAUUACUUAUUUUUUCAAUAUACUUUUCUCCUUAAAUUAUUAUUCAAUAAAAAUAGUUUUAUAUUUUACAGCUAUAUUUGACGCAUAUAUUGUAACAUGUAUAAGAUGAAAAAAAUUACGUUUAGUUUUACCGAUUUAAUUUUAAUUAUUUUUUUUUAAAUUGUAGUUUAAUUGUUUUCAGACAAUAUUGUUGUCAAUGGAAACUAAAUUUAUUUUUUAUUCAUUUACUGUAUACUUCAUAAAAAUCUUAAAUGUACAAAUAAAAACCAAAUAAAUAAUGUAUUAUUCACAAAAAAA
Leptopilina boulardi is the source of this 1748-nucleotide messenger RNA. RefSeq names its product cysteine dioxygenase type 1. Gene Ontology annotation, biological process: L-cysteine catabolic process. NCBI's taxonomy places the organism in Eukaryota, Metazoa, Arthropoda, Insecta, Hymenoptera, Figitidae. Bases 474 to 1169 code for a protein of 231 amino acids. The transcript has 5 exons. Gene Ontology annotation, molecular function: ferrous iron binding; cysteine dioxygenase activity. The record is from RefSeq and is a predicted model, not a curated record.